UCACGAUCGUCGACGAAGCGGCUGGAGCGUGUUUCUGUCACUCGAGGCAGCGAAUCAAGGAUAGUAUUAAGCGGUGAACAGUCUCAGGGAUUCGCUGAGGGUUCGGAAGAGCACAAGCGCGAUGACAUGGAAGAUCUGCAGCAUGCUCGCCCUGCUCCGGCUAUUUGACGCCAGAAGCGUCGCUACCGAAGCCUUGCGAACGGCUGACAUCAAUCAGGCGGUGCAGGUGGUGAUGUGUUCACGCCAACGUCUUGACAACGUCGAAGACAUGCUCCACAGGUGCAAUUCCUGCGUUCAUGGCUCCGGUCAAGUACCCCACUGUGGGCGGCGAUCUAGCAGUAUCGACGCAUGCCCAAGAGGAGCGGUGAACUGCGGUGAACUGCGGUGAACUGCCGGCGGCCGUGGGCGUGACGUCUAGCUUUGCCGCCUAACUGUUCAUAGUGUUCAAGGCGCGCCAUAACACGAUGCUGGCUCGCUGGUGUUUAUGCGACUGAUGGAGACGCCGGGUGGUAGCGUCGGCCUCAUCCGCAACGAGACGUGUUUUUGUGCGCCCCUCGCCCACGUGAGACGCGGCGCUGUAUCGCGCUGCGGCGGUGCUGAUGCUGCUGUGUUGUCUCGUGUUGGAGAGCCACGUUGUUGAAGCUACGAGAAGGCGCCGCUAUGCCAUGUCACGUUGCUGCCGACGUUGCGUUG
This is a messenger RNA of Alternaria alternata, 693 nucleotides long. RefSeq lists its product as hypothetical. Lineage: Eukaryota; Fungi; Ascomycota; Dothideomycetes; Pleosporales; Pleosporaceae. The record is from RefSeq and is a predicted model, not a curated record. Bases 122 to 388 code for a protein of 88 amino acids. The transcript has a single exon.